CACUCAAAACGGCGACCAGGACGGCGGCGACGGCAUAGGUGGCGAUCUCUACUGGCAAUGUAAGGUCUCUAACCUUUAUACUUGCGGUGUUCUUUUUGAGUAUCUUUUCGAGAUUUUUCUUUGCUUGCUGCGUUUGGCCGCCGAGAAAAUGUAGGAAAAUGAAGGAAAAUUUUACAUUUGAUUCUUUGAUUUGGGACACCCGGGAAAGUUUUGAGUCUUCUGUUCAAUUAUAUGGCUUUCUUCAGAGCGAGCAUUAAAGCAAUAUAACAAUCGGUCAUGGGGACUGAAGAGCCAAAAAAGUCAUUGAAAGGGAUGGAGUGGAUUGCUAUGGAUGAUUCUGUACAAAAAGAGGCCAGUGGUAAACCAGUUAUCAAGAAGCGGCUUCCCAAAAGGGUAAGGCAAAUUCCAGAAUUCUAUUUUCUUCCUCGAAGAUCCUUACCCGCUAACAUUGCCCUCUAUGGGUCAAUUAUUGCUGCUGGAGUUGGUGCUGGGAUGUUGGUGGAGAUAUGGAUAAAGAAGAAAAUUGCGGAGGAUGGAGAUACUGUCCUUUGGGAGUUGAAAUAAAGCAGCAUUGUGAGGUCCUCCUGCCGUUUGUUUUUCCUUUUUCUUUUCCCUUUCUAUUUUUGAUGGGCCUUUGGUUGUUAGGAAAUCCUAAAGGCUUUAAAUGCUGAUGUCAGGUUUGUUCUUGGGGGCAGAAUUCCUUGCUAGCAAAAUAAGCAAUCAAGGGAUCCCAUUAGUUAAUUUGAAAGGCACACUUAUAUUUUCUUUCCUUUUACUUUAGUAAAAUAGUGCAUGAGUGAUGUUUUGCUCAAUGCUUUUGUUA
Vitis vinifera (wine grape) is the source of this 823-nucleotide messenger RNA. RefSeq lists its product as uncharacterized. The transcript is spliced from 3 exons. The record is from RefSeq and is a predicted model, not a curated record. The coding region runs from base 277 to 564 and encodes 95 amino acids. Lineage: Eukaryota; Viridiplantae; Streptophyta; Magnoliopsida; Vitales; Vitaceae.